GAACUUGUGUUUGAGUUAAAAAUAUUUCCUAUUAAACGUCUAAUGUUAUCGUGUCGUAUGAGUGUUGGAUGCUUUGACUUUGAGUCUAUAGUAUUCAUCGAGCUAUUCCUGAAAUUUUUUUUUUGUUAUCUUGACUACAUACUGUAAAGGAUUUCUGUACAGUUUGUAGAAAAAAUGCGUUUGUUUAAUUAGCUAUAUAGUAACACGGUUCACUAGGAAAAUAGUUUCCCUACAUUUCGUAUAUUCAGUAACAUUUUGUUAUCAGAUGUUAGCUCUUGUGAAAGUUGUGAUUUUUGUGGCUGCUGGGUAUCAGUAGUUGGCCAUUAUUUUUAUACCACUACAAUUACUAGCCUAACUAACCUUAAUCUUCUUAAGUGAAUUUAACUAUUAAGGUUUUAAAGUUUAAUGGCUUUAUUAAUGAAACUAAAGUGAAGACGUUAUUUCUCAUUUUUGAUGGUAAAUUAGACUUUAUAACUUGAAGUAAAUUCAUACUUAAUAAUAUUUUAGUUAGUAAUCAUCCCAAUUAAAUUUAAAGCUUUCUCUUUGCUCUAAUUUUAUGGUCCCUAUUAUUGUCAUUACAAUAAAGACACGAAAUGAAACAGGUAUUAUUAAUAAUAAGCGUAAUUUUGUAUUAGUUUGUUUGUAGCUUUCAUUGAAUUUGAAGCAUUAAUGCUUUGAGUCUGAAACAUUUAUUCUUUAUAAGUUGUAUUAAUAUUAUUAGUUUGUUCAACUUAAAAAAAAAAAUGAACAAAUUAUAGUAGCUCAAAGCAUUGAGUUCAUUGGUUUGAAUGUUAUUGUUAGUUGAAAGAAACAAGAACCCGAGAAUGCUAUUCUUGCUCAAAUGGUACAAGGAUAAACUGAAGAAACAAAGGCAGCUUUAAUUAAGACAUUAUCUCAUUCAGUGAAAGUAUUUAUUUUUUUAUGUUUUGGAGUUUAUUAAACAUAAACUUCAGGCUUCUGUUAAAUGCUGAUUACUUUCCAAGUUUAUUCAUUGUCAUAUUUUAGCUGUACAGCUAAGUAUUACAUGUAUGAGAUUAUCUGCAAACCUGACAUUUGCUAAAACAGGAUCAUUGCAGAAAACAGUUUUUAGUUUGUGCUACAGUGUUGUGAUUAUAGUUUCAAAAGUAUUUGAAUUAUACCAAUUCAAAGAGAUUGUUUAUUUUUAUACCACAUUGUAAAAAAAAAAAAACUAUUAGUGUUAACCUGUCUUCAUCCCAUCAUGAAUAGCAAUACAAUGAGGAAGAAUAGAUCAAAUACUACUAGCAAACCUACCAGACACAAAGGACCACAGGAAAAAGGUGUUGCAGUAUAUGUUGAAGGUGUUUAUAGCAAUGCAAGAUUCAUGCAUGGUGCUGCUUCUCUUGUGGGUUGCAUUGUGCAAGUUCAAGUGAAGAAUGGAAAUCUCAUUGAAGGAAUUUUUAAGACAUUUUCUCCAAAGAUGGAGUUGGUGUUAGAAAUGCCACAUAGAGUACACAAAAAUUCUACUAGCAUUGCACCACUUCAAGGUUUAGGUGAAAAUCUUAAUAGCUUUAUAACCAAUUAUAGUGCUCAAGAUUCUACUACAGAGAAACUUAUCUUCAGUCUCGAGGAUGUUGUAAUGGUUAAAGCUGUGAAUGUAGAUCUAGACUAUGCAACUAGAGGUUUUACAGACUCCUCAAUUAGCAAAUUUAAUGGUGAGAUUUUUGAGAGAGAACUAGAGCCAUGGGAGGGACAUUCAGAUGGAUACGAUGAAACCAUCUCUCUGGAUUCAGACAGAAAAGAAGCUAAAAAUGGGUGGGAUCCAAAUGAAAUGUUUCGAAAAAAUGCUGAAAAAUUUGGUGUAACAUCAACGUAUGAUUCCACUCUCCAAGGCUACACUGUGCCUUUAGAACCAAAAAAUACAGAAGAGUAUAAAAAACAAGAAGCAAAAGCAGUGAAGAUAGCUCAGGAGAUAGAAAACUCUCAGCAAUAUCUCUCAAGAAUAGCUGUAGAAAAUGGUGAUGAAGAAGAAAAGUAUAGUGCUGUGAUACGACCAUUAGAGAGUACACAAACUAGUUCCAAUCAAUACAUUCUUCCCCAAAGAAGAAGGAGUGGCCCAGGAAAUAAACAAGUACGAAAUGUAAUUCCACCAUCUUCACUGUAUUCUUCGAAGAUAUCACAGCAUACUGUUUCUCCAGCAUAUUCCCAAUGUCACAAGUCCACAGCUUCCAUGUCAAGUCCCAUAUCUAACUCUGUGACAACAUCAUCUCCAAUUUAUGUAUCUUCUAAACCCCCUCUACCUCCUCAGGCUUCUGUUACUCCAACUCAGCGGCAACCUCUGAAUCCUUGUCAACCACAGAAUACUGCUAAUUAUCAGGAAUCUAAGGAAAAAAGAGUAAAUGGUGUUUCUGUUCCUUUUGAGUGUAAAAUAGAAGAUCCAAAGUUAACUUCAGUAACUGAGAGCAAAGAAAAUAUUUCCUGUGUCAUGCAAGUCACCAGUUGUGAAGUUGUUACACAAGAACCAGUCACAACUGUAGCCAAACCUAAUCAAAGGAUAAAAGGGGGAAACCAGAAGGGAAGGAAUGAACAGCUAGCUGAAUUUAAAAGGUUUAGUUCGGAUUUCAGACUCAUGGAAGAGCCUAAAGAACAAAGAGAACAACAUAAAGACUUUAUGCAGCCAAAAACUGAGUCAGUUGCUGCUCUCCAAGAAUCAAAGAAUAUCAAUAAAGACACAAAUGAGAAAGGAAGUGAAAAACGAAUAGAAAUGGGAAAGAACAUACCAGUAGCUGACAUAGGAACACCCACUGCACCAGAUAGUGCCGCAGAAAAAUUAUAUUUCAAUCCUAAUGAAAGAGAGUUUACGCUUAAUCCAAAUGCAAAGUCUUUCACACCACGAACAUCACUGUCAGCAUCUACAUCCCCAGCUCCGGUUGUAAUGCAACAGCAUAGAAUGCACACGCAAAGCCCUGUAGUGGCACUACCCCAACAACCCAUGGUGUUAGGAAUGGGUCAACCAACUUUUACAACUAUGCAGCCUCAGUAUGUGAUGUCAUCCCCAGGCAACGUGUCACUUGCUCCUCAGUUUCCACAAACAGUAGGAGUUUCCCAGGGUCAGAGAUUUAAGAAACCACAUCAAAUUGCAAUGCAACAGCGUCACGAUAUGAUGCCAUGUGUCCAUGUAGCUGCAGCCACUGGUCAACCGAUCCUAGCGCCUGCUACCAUUCCAACUCCACCACAGCUUGCCAUGUCUUACCCAUCUCAGGCAGUGGUUCAAGCAGGGGGACCACAACCAGGGAUGCCUUAUGCCCAGGUCUAUCCUGUGCUCUCUCGGAUGAUGUCUCCUCAGCCUGUAGGAAUGGUUCCCACUUCUCCUACAGUAUCAUAUGGUGAAUAUGUACAGGUGGCAGGACAUAUAUACAUGUCUCCUCAAAUGGGAGUUCCUGUUAGUGGUGUGCAGAAUUUUAUACACCAGGCAUCAUCUGGACCCCAUUCAGCUCCGUCCACACCUCAGUCACAGACUCCUGGCACAUCUUUUCAUGCCUCUUCAUCAAUACACCAACUACCAACUGCACCCUAUGUAACCUCAGUCCAAACUCCAACUCCUGCUGGUCAACCAGGCCAUGCUCAUACACCACAGCCUGUGGUUUAUAGCCAAAUGAUGCCCCAGCCUUCCAUGCUGCAUCCAGGACCUCAAAGUUUGAAUACUUCUCAAGCACAUCACCUGAAUCAGAACCACUCGCAUCCCCACCACAUUAGUUUCUCAGGUGCUCCCCAAUCUAUGAUCCUUAUGCCUCAUGGCCAUUACUCUGUAGCUUCUGGACACCAUGCAUUCCAGGGUCAUCCAAGUCAUGGGCAUAGUCCAGGAAAUUAUACUGGGACACCUACAAAUGUAAUCCCUCACAUGCCAAUGACUAUUAUUCCAACUAGUUGUGCCAUGGGCCCAAACCCUAUGGUUAAUGCUCCUUUCAUAGCCCAUCCGCAAGGAACCAGCCAAGGCCAACCUAAUCCGGUGCAACCCUAUCCACAAAGCCAUUAGUAGUCAAAAGCAGAUAGGAAAAAAAUGAGGAUGGUAGGCAGAAGUGAGGGCAAAAGUGAUGUUGCCGCAAAUUGAGGUGAUGGAGAAGAAGACAAGUCGACUCAGACAAACUAUCUCAACAAACAGGCCUUGUUAGGACCUGGCAGGGAUCUACAGAUCCAAUGCCUGAGAAAUUUUGUUUAGAACAUCUGUAUAGUUCUUGUUAUGAUUUUUAUUGAUUCCUUUUUCACAUUUUUACCCAUGUAGAGGGGUUUUUGGAGAUUUUACAAUUACUAAAGGCUUACUUGUUUGUUUGUAUUUUUCUAAUGAAUUUUUAACAGUAUGCAUUGCUCCUUUUAGCUUUAGAAAAUACUAAUGUUUUAUAUGUUUUGCUGAAUGUGUUUUUAGAUCUUAAAUGUUUAUAACUAAUAAUAUAUUAUGAAAGACCAAGUGUUAGGGCUAACUUAGAAAUAAUAAGUUUGGGAAAUUUAUUUACUAGGCCUGACAUUGAUUGCAAAUUGAAGUUUUAUAUGAACAUUUCUUUUUGAACUUGUAUUCAUUCCUGAUUAGGGAAAGCUACGUAAUCAUAAUAAAACUAAUAAAUAUUUAAUUGUUGUUAUUUAAUAAUAAAUGCAGGAGAAAUACAGUAACGUUGUGACUGUUAUUAAGAAAUUAGUUUUAUCUAUUCAUCUUGAUAUAAAAUUCAAGUAUGCUAAAUGAUUAC
Limulus polyphemus (Atlantic horseshoe crab) is the source of this 4697-nucleotide messenger RNA. Its product is annotated as ataxin-2-like protein. Lineage: Eukaryota; Metazoa; Arthropoda; Merostomata; Xiphosura; Limulidae. The record is from RefSeq and is a predicted model, not a curated record. The coding region runs from base 1220 to 3994 and encodes 924 amino acids. The transcript is spliced from 18 exons. Gene Ontology annotation, biological process: cytoplasmic stress granule assembly. Gene Ontology annotation, molecular function: RNA binding. Gene Ontology annotation, cellular component: cytoplasmic stress granule.